GCCUUCCGGAAGUGACGUGCGCCGCGGCCUUGUGAUGACAUCUCGCUGGAGUUAAGCUUGUCGGCUGGUGAGGUUGGAAAAGAGAAAGCCGGGUCUGUGAGGGGAAUGUCUCUCCUCCCGCGGGCACGGUAGGAAUGCGGGAGCUUUUGGGACCCGAGAAGUAAAAGGAGCCCAGAGCUGCCAUCAUCAACUAAAUCAGAAGCCUACCAGCUCGUGCCUCAUGAUUUGAAACUUCGGGAGAUAUUUCUAGAUCUGACAUGAAGAUGGAGGCAAUUGCAAAAGGUGAAGAACUUUUAGAUGCUGAAGUGCCUCCUCAAAUCGAUCAGCAGAAGGUGGACAGUCCAGCUGAGGAGGGCUCUCUAGAACUAGAGGCUUCUCUAAAGGAUGGUGUGCAAGAUGUCCCAGACUCUUCCAGUCUUUCUUCAAUGCCUUGCUUGCUAAUGGAACUUAGACGGGACUCUUCAGAAUCUCAGCUUGCAUCCACAGAAAGUGACAAACCGACUGCCGGCCAUGUUGAUGAAAGCGACUCUUCAAACCACUGCAUGCUUUCUCCUUCUUCCAGUGGACACUUGGCAGACUCUGAUACUCUGUCUUCCACCGAGGAAAAUGCUCCAUGUCGUCCAGAAGCAAUAAAAGAAGGCUGUGAUGCCUCCGUUCAAGGAGUCGUGGUUGCCCGUAAAUCAAGGCGGUCCCGUUCAGAGAGUGAAACGUCCACAACAAUGGCCGCCAAGAAAAAUCGGCAGUCAACGGACAAGCAGAACGGCAGAGUUACGAAAAUUAAAGGCCAUCGAAGCAAAAAGCACAAGGAAAGGAUCCGACUGUUGAGGCAGAAGAGAGAGGCGGCUGCACGAAAGAAGUACAACUUAUUACAAGAUAGUAGUACGAGUGACAGUGACCUUACCUGCGACUCUAGUACCAGCUCAUCAGAUGACGAUGAGGAAGUUUCAGGGAGCAGCAAGACAAUCACAGCAGAGAUACCAGCUGGCUUCAGUCGUGCCGGGGGAUCUGCAGGAGCGACCAGGGAUAUCCCGGGAUUGCUUGAGAGGGGCACCGUGUGGGAUAGAAACUGCAUAGGCAAUGUCCUAGAAGAGGCCAUGAAUUGUUUUGCGGAGAUGCAGAGACAGACAGAAGAGAAGUUCCGCAUGUGGAUAGAGAAGUUGACCAGGCUGGACACAGAUGAAGAAGGAAAACAGCAGCUGGAGCCAAAAGAGUCUAAGCUUCAGAUAGUUGGGCAGAGGCUUACACCCAGCAGUUCGUCAGAGAGCUCUGGAAUACCCCAGCAGUCUUUUGGCACAUACACAAGUUAUCAGAAUGUCGACACAUUAGAUUUCCCAUCAUUAAACAACAACAACAACUUUCCACCACCCUUCCCCGAGAAUGAUGGACCCCCGGUGGCGGCUCAUUUUCACAUCUCUGACACAAAUUCCGACCCGGAAGUGUUGAAUGUGCACAGCAUGUUGGCAGCCACGGUGGUAAAGGAGCUGAACAAUUCCCUGACCAAUCAGGAUAACCUUGCUCCUUGGCGAACACGGGGGCUUCUGGAAGAGCUCAAUGCAGAUUCAGUUAAUUUGGAAGUGGGCAUGACGGCUGCUGAAGAAAUGCCUCCACAGACGGCACAGAAUAAUGACAAAAUCAACAUUUCAUCAGACAGCGAAGUGGAGAUUGUGGGUGUUCAGGAACAUGCGAGGUUUGUUCAUCCAAGAGGGGGUGUCAUACAGAGUGUAUCUUCCUGGAAGCAUGCCGCCAGCAAUCAGCACCCAAAUCCAUCAUGGACGGCUGUAGCCCCCCAGCCAAACUGGACUUCACCGCAGGAAGUAGUUGAUCUGACUCUGGAUGAGGAUACAAGACGCAAAUAUUUACUGUAAUAUCGACCCCACUGUGUUUUUCUUCCCCCGUAAGGUUUCCGAUGCUCUCCCACCAGCCAUGGGAUUACUCUUAUAUUUUUGUUUUUGUUGUUGCUGGAGAUCACAUGAAUAACGAUCAAGUUUGUCCAAGUGGAGUCUGUAGGUCAGAGAUACAAGUCUAGCUUAUAUAACCCUCCACUCCUGUUAAAUCGGGUGCAGCACCCCUUUAUUAGGCACCUUGCGGAAUGUCAAUGCAUUAUUUAGAAAGAUUAAUAUAUGCUCAGAUAUUCGUAUUUAUACCGCGUUAGGAAAUAAACGGAAUAAUGUUA
Molecule: messenger RNA, 2173 nt
Organism: Xenopus laevis (African clawed frog)
Lineage: Eukaryota; Metazoa; Chordata; Amphibia; Anura; Pipidae
Gene: ark2n.L
Product: chromosome 18 open reading frame 25 L homeolog
Exons: 6
Coding region: 258-1865 (535 amino acids)
Cellular component (GO): nucleus
Source: RefSeq, a predicted model, not a curated record